CCACUACUGCUGACGAACUGGCAGCUUCAUCAUCAAUCCAACCGACUCCCCUCCUCCUACUACCAUCGCGCCCGGCGAAAUCGCGACGAAACUUGCCAAGCCCUAUUCUCCCGUUAUAAUUAUGGCCGACCAAGGCGGAUCGCAACACGGCAUAGCCCGCACGUCGCGUGUGCGCACCGAGGAGCAGAGGCAGCGCGACCUUGAACGCAUCGCCAAAUACCGCGAGCUCGAGGAUCAAGUGCGCGCGCACAUCGGCCGGGCCGAGUACACCCCCGAAGUCUUCCAACUCACGUCCAAGCUCUUGCGCCUCAAUCCGGAGUACUACACGAUAUGGAACGCCCGCAGGCGCUGCCUAAUCUCUGGCUCAUUCUCAAGACCAUCGGCUGGGUCAUCAUGCUCGAGGGCGUCCUCGAGUACUUCUCCUUCCGCCACUACAGCACCCUCUUCCACCAGCUCCUCGUCGUCUUCCUCGGCCGCGACCCAUCCCGCCCCCGGCUCCCCGACAGCUGGGAGGAGUGGUACAACAGCUGACCCGGCAGCGACCACCGCGACGGCAUCGAAUCCCGCUCAGAAUGAAGAACCCUCCGCAGCCGAAGCACAGGACCUCUCCAUCAUCAAGUCCGAGCUCACAUUCACCAUCCCGCUCCUGCUCGAGUCCCCAAAAUGCUACUGGAUCUGGAGCUACCGGCUGUGGAUCCUCCAGCAGGCCAUCGCGCGGCUGCGCCCGGCCCUGGCCCGUAGAAUAUGGGAGGAAGAGCUGGGCCUCGCGUCCAAGAUGCUGGGCAAGGACCGGCGCAACUUCCACGCCUGGGGCUACCGCCGGCACGUGGUCCAGCAGCUCGAGAGCGCCACCCUGGAGGGGAGCAGCAUGGUCGAGGCCGAGUUCGCUUAUACGGACAAGAUGAUCUUCAACACGGACCUCUCCAACUUCUCGGCGUGGCACAGCCGGAGCAAGCUGAUCCCGCGCUUGCUGGACGAGAGAGGCGCGGAUGAGGCGGCAAGGCGCGCGUUCCUGGAUAAAGAAUUAUCCCAGAUCCGCAACGCCCUCAACGUGGGGCCCGAGGACCAGUCGCUAUGGUACUAUCACCAAUUCUUGAUCCUCAACAUCGUCGAGCCGGAGAAGCACCCCUCCAUGACGCGCGGCUUCACCCGCGAAGACCGUGUGGCAUAUCUGAGGCGGGAGAUUGACGAGAUCAAGGACCUGCUGGAGGAUUACGAGGAUGUCAAGCUGAGCUACGAGGGGCUGUUCGAGUAUACGCUGUAUCUGUGCCAGCUCGAGGAGCGACAGCCGGAUGAGACUGAGCGGGCGGAUCUUGCAGCGUGGCUCGGCAAGCUGAAGCAGCUCGAUCCAAUGCGGAACGGGAGGUGGGCGGACCUGGAGAGGGAUUGCAGGCUCAAGGAUCAAUGAGCUUUUUGUUUAAUCUAGUCUUGGGCUGUCACGAUCACGACGAGAGAAUGAACGGUGCGGUCGUAACUCGGGAGAUCCCCCCCGU
Thermothelomyces thermophilus ATCC 42464 is the source of this 1493-nucleotide messenger RNA. RefSeq lists its product as uncharacterized. Gene Ontology annotation, biological process: protein geranylgeranylation. Bases 122 to 1408 code for a protein of 428 amino acids. The transcript has 3 exons. Gene Ontology annotation, cellular component: Rab-protein geranylgeranyltransferase complex; cytoplasm. Lineage: Eukaryota; Fungi; Ascomycota; Sordariomycetes; Sordariales; Chaetomiaceae. Gene Ontology annotation, molecular function: Rab geranylgeranyltransferase activity. The record is from RefSeq and is a predicted model, not a curated record.